GGACACGCGGAGCGCACUGGGAGCAACCAUGGCGGACGGUCCGGUGGCGGAGGUGCUGCUGCGGCGGCUGGAGACGGCCGAUGGCGGCCUUGACAGCGCGGAACUGGCGACCGAGCUGGGCGUGGAGCACCAGACUGUGGUGGGCGCCGUGAAGAGCUUACAGGCGCUGGGUGAGAUCAUCGAGACUGAGCUGCGCUCCAGCAAGCGCUGGGAGCUGACCACUGAGGGUGAGGAGAUUGCCCAGGAGGGCAGCCAUGAGGCCCGGGUGUUUCGCAGCAUCCCCCCAGAGGGCCUGCCCCAGAGCGAGCUCAUGCGACUGCCCAGUGGCAAGGUGGGCUUCAGCAAGGCCAUGUCCAACAAGUGGAUCCGGGUGGACAAGAGUGCUGCUGACGGGCCCCGCGUGUUCCGAGUGGUGGACAGCGUGGAGGACGAGGUGCAGCGCCGGCUCCAGCUGGUCCGGGGUGGGCAGGCUGAGAAGCUGGGAGAAAAGGAGCGGAGUGAGCUCCGGAAGCGGAAGCUGCUGACUGAAGUGACCCUGAAGACCUACUGGGUGAGCAAAGGUAGUGCCUUCAGCACCAGCAUCUCAAAGCAGGAAACAGAGCUGAGCCCAGAGAUGAUCUCCAGCGGCUCCUGGCGGGACCGGCCCUUCAAGCCCUACAAUUUCUCGGCCCACGGCGUCCUCCCCGACAGCGGCCACCUGCACCCGCUGCUCAAGGUCCGCUCCCAGUUCCGGCAGAUCUUCCUGGAGAUGGGGUUCACCGAGAUGCCGACUGACAAUUACAUUGAGAGCUCCUUCUGGAACUUCGAUGCACUCUUUCAGCCCCAGCAGCACCCAGCACGCGACCAGCAUGACACCUUCUUCCUGCGAGAUCCAGCCCAGGCCCAGCAACUCCCAAUGGACUAUGUCCACCGCGUGAAGCGGACCCACUCUCAGGGCGGCUAUGGCUCACAGGGGUACAAAUACAACUGGAAACUGGACGAGGCUCGGAAAAACCUGCUGCGCACACACACCACAGCAGCCAGCGCCCGCGCCCUCUACCGCCUGGCCCAGAAGAAGCCCUUCACUCCGGCCAAAUACUUCUCCAUCGAUCGAGUGUUCCGGAAUGAGACCCUGGAUGCCACUCACCUGGCCGAGUUCCACCAGAUCGAGGGUGUCGUGGCCGACCACGGCCUCACACUGGGCCACCUCAUGGGUGUCCUGCGGGAGUUCUUCACCAAGCUGGGUAUCACCCAGCUGCGUUUUAAGCCGGCCUACAACCCCUACACCGAGCCCAGCAUGGAAGUAUUCAGCUACCACCAAGGUCUGAAGAAGUGGGUGGAGGUUGGAAACUCUGGGAUCUUCCGCCCUGAGAUGCUGCUCCCCAUGGGGCUCCCUGAGAAUGUGUCAGUCAUUGCCUGGGGUCUCUCCUUGGAGCGCCCGACGAUGAUCAAAUAUGGCAUCAACAAUAUCCGGGAGCUGGUGGGCCACAAGGUGAACCUUCAGAUGGUGUACGACAGUCCCCUGUGCCGCCUGGACGCCGAACGGGGGCCCCCUUCGACACAAGAGGCCGCGUGACAUGAGCUGCCCCCCAUAGGCCACCUUCCCCAAGACCCUGCUGCCCCCCUUGCAUCCCUGCCAGUGACCCCCUUGUAUUUACGAGGCCUCUGUGAGGCCCACCCCCCUGCCCCUGGUAUCUCCUCAUCCCGAUCAGCCCCAAGGGAACAGGUAGCAGGUUCAUUCUGUUGUCCACCUGUGAGGGUGGGCCUUGGGGAGCCCUGCAGGCCAGCUGUUGGCUAAUAAAGUGGGCACGUGCCCUCAUCUGGUGCCUUUCCUUAGGGGUGGAAGGUGCUGGAGCCCCGGGUAUAAGACAUGAUGGGUUGGAGGUCUUGGAUCCUGGGGACCUCCUGGCCAGCCUGAGCCAGAUACCCACCAGAGAAGACUGGCUCCAUCAAGCAUUCACCGAUUCACUUCCUGGUGCCAGGUCUCUUCUAGGUGAAGGGAACAGAACCCCCUACCCCUGUCGAAGGGGAGGCCAGGGUGGUGGUGGGGCCCUGGGAGCCAGGAUUGCCACCAGCUGGGAGUCAGGCAUUGCUGGGAUGGGGUGGAUAGCCUUAUUUAUUUACUUUUGGCUGUGCUGGGUCUUUGUUGUGACCUGAGGGUUUAGUUGCCCCAUGGCAUGUAGGAUCCCUGACCAGGGAUUGAACCUAGGUCCUCUGCAUUGGAAGGCAGGUUCUUAACCACUAGACCACCAGGGAAGUCUCAAGCUGAGCCUUUAAAACUGCUUUCUGUUGUUGUUAAGAAACAGUUUCGUUUUAGGUUCAUAGCAAAAUUGCGUGACAGGUACAGAGAUUUUUCAUAAACCCCCUGCUUUGAUGCAUUAUAAUCACCCACAGUCCACAGUUUACAUUUUGGUUGACUCCCCGUGUUGUAUGUGGGUUUGGAUAAAUGUAUGAUGACAUGUGGGCUUCCCUGGUGGCUCAUUGCUAAAGAAUCAAUUUUCUUGCCAAUGCAGGAAUGCAGGUUUGAUCCUUGGGUCGGGGAGAUCUCCUGGAGGAGGAAAUGGCAACCCACUCCAGUAUUCUUGCCUGGAGAAAUCUGCAGAGGAGCCUUGCGGGCUACAGUCCAAAGGGUCACAGAGUCAGACACGAUAGUGACUGAGCACAAACACAUGAUGCCCUGUAUUAUGAUAUCCUAAUGUUUCAUAAAUUUCACUGUCUUAAAAGUCCCGUGUCCCACGAAUUCAUCCCUUUGUCCUCCCCCUGAAAAGCUACUCUUGUAAAAAAAAAAAAAAAGGAUUUCAUAUGAGCCCAAAAUAGAAACAUGAGUGAAUAGGAUAAAAGUUCCAUGAGCUUACCACUCACACUGACUAGUGAGCACACCUGUUUUAUGUGGAAAUAUUUCAAAGCAAAUCCUAGGAUUUCCCUGGUGGUCUAGUGGUUAACACCAAGCUUCCAGUGCAGGGGGUGCAGGUUAGAUCCCUAAUUGGGGAACUAAGAUCCUAUGUGCCACUAGGCCAGGAAGUCCCAGCGAUCUUAUCACCCACCCCAGUGCAGCGCACUUUUGGAAACAUGGACGGUUUCUUAUGUAACCGUGAGGUCACUUUUAUGCCCAGUGCAGUUAGCAGUCAGCUGGGUUCUUUUUGGUCUCAGGGCCUGGGGGUACCAAUCUUACAAGGGCUCCUCACUCAAAUCUUUUAUUUCAAAGUAAAUAAUACAGUCAUAGAGAAAAAUAUUUCUUCAUUCAAUAAAGGUGCAUCUCUUUAAGUGCCAGCAGUGGGCAAAGUUGUUUUAGGUCCCUGCCUUUAAGAGCUGACACUGUGUGUUAUCUGUGGAUGAACAGAUAAAUACAGAAAUGGAGGGAAAAGUAGAAGCCAUGUAAAAGUUAGGAUGAAACAUAAUACAAAGCAUAAUAAACACCCAAGAAUCCACCCCUAGUUCUUUUGAAUCUGAACAGAUAUUUGCACUGGAUCUUUCGCUUCUUAGAUCUCUGUGACUAAUGUUUUGAAGACCUUUAUGAGCUUGUCCUUGUUUCUUUUGCCCCCCACCCCACUAAGGUUGCCCCCUCCUGAAUUUGGUAUUUAUCAUUCUCUUGUGCUUUUAAACUUUUGCUAUUUACAUGUUACUUUAAGAAGACAUGGUUUCCUUUUGCAUGUUUUCCAAAAAGUUACACAAACCGUGCACCAUAAAAAUCAUCCUGCAA
Dama dama (fallow deer) is the source of this 3679-nucleotide messenger RNA. RefSeq names its product phenylalanyl-tRNA synthetase subunit alpha (gene FARSA). Gene Ontology annotation, biological process: phenylalanyl-tRNA aminoacylation. NCBI's taxonomy places the organism in Eukaryota, Metazoa, Chordata, Mammalia, Artiodactyla, Cervidae. The record is from RefSeq and is a predicted model, not a curated record. Gene Ontology annotation, cellular component: phenylalanine-tRNA ligase complex; cytoplasm; cytosol. The coding region runs from base 29 to 1555 and encodes 508 amino acids. The transcript is spliced from 13 exons. Gene Ontology annotation, molecular function: phenylalanine-tRNA ligase activity; ATP binding; tRNA binding.